UAAAAAUGGCGACGGUUCGAUUGAAAGAUAGAUCAGGAGUUGUGACUACUGGACUUGUUCGAGUUGGAUUUUAUGAACUUGAGAAAACCAUUGGCAAAGGAAAUUUUGCGGUUGUGAGGCUGGCUACCCACGUUAUCACAAAAACUAAGGUUGCUAUUAAAAUCAUAGAUAAAACCAACCUGGAUGAAGAAAACCUGAAAAAGAUAUUCCGUGAAAUUCAGAUAAUGAAGUUAUUGAAGCAUCCUUAUAUUAUUCGAUUGUAUCAAGUUAUGGAAACAGAAAAGAUGAUAUAUCUAGUAACAGAGUAUGCAAGUCAGGGAGAAAUAUUUGACCAUUUAGUGGCUAAUGGUCGUAUGACAGAAAAUUAUGCACGGAAAAAAUUCAAACAGAUAAUUGCAGCAAUGAGUUAUUGUCAUCAACGCUUUGUAGUUCACAGAGACUUGAAAGCAGAGAAUCUCCUGCUAGAUUCUAAUAUGAACAUCAAAAUUGCAGAUUUUGGGUUCAGCAACUAUUAUAAACCAGGAAGACUUCUGUCAACUUGGUGUGGCAGUCCACCUUAUGCUGCUCCAGAACUCUUUGAAGGAAAGGAAUAUGAUGGGCCAAAAGCUGAUGUGUGGAGUCUGGGAGUAGUGCUGUAUGUACUUGUGUGUGGUGCCCUUCCUUUUUAUGGCAGUACCUUGCAAAGCCUCAGAACUCGGGUGUUGUCAGGAAAAUUUCGCAUUCCAUAUUUUAUGUCUUCAGAAUGUGAGCAACUUAUCAGAAGGAUGCUUGUUGUUGACCCUGAGAAAAGACUGAGUGUGUGUCAUAUUCUGCAAGACAAGUGGAUUUUGCAAGGUGGACCAGACCUGGAAUUUGAAGAAAUGGUUGACCAAUACAGUAGGAUGUCAUUUAAUGAAGAAGAAAAGCCAGUAAAUGAACUUAUAAUUGAGCAUAUGCUUCAACUUCCUGGUAUAACAGAAGAACAGAUUAUUCAGUCAGUCCAGGCUAAGUGUUUUGACCAUUAUAGUGCAAUUUAUCACCUAUUGUUAGACAAAUUAGAUGGGCACCAGGGUACAGCACUAUUGCCUCAAAACUUGUCUGUGAUGGGUCAUCCUCAAAGAAUCACCAGUAUUACUACAGGAACUGUUGACAAAAGUCCUCCAGCUUUUGACCAAAGAGUAAAAGAAAAUAAGAAAACUGCUUGUAGUCCAAUAUUGUCUGCUAGUAAUGUUCCUCUGUGGCAGAUUCUUUCAGAAAACCAAAGUCUGGAAAAGUUUGGAGAUACAGAACUGGAAUCAGAUGGAGAAGAGCCAUCAUCUGAGAUCCUUUCCCGUUAUCGUGUUAUUCGCCGCCACACUGUAGGACCUGAAAAUUCACACCAUAAACAAGUUCCAAAUCUAGAGAUAGGAUAUUUAAUGGCCAGUCAAAGGAGUCGAAACUUUCAACCAAUUAUUAAUCUUCAACUUCCACCAGUAUUGCCCCUCAGUGCUCUUCCUAAUACUAAUCUUCCCCAAAACCUUCCACUGGUUCAACAUCAGCCACCAGGAAACUUCACUUUCAAGGACCAGCAUUUACUGAAACCCCCACCUGUGCUGGAUGCAGUUGGUGGCUUAAAUCGCAGAGCCUCAGAUGGAGAAGCCAACAUUCAGAAGUGCUUACAAAAGCAGCUAUUCCAAGGCCAAUUCAGCUAUUCCACUAGUAAAGAAAAGGUACCAUGUGUCCAGCCAAGCAAUCCAGCUCCAGUCCCUCAAAUGUCAGUUUUACCAAUACCAAUUGGGGAAGAAAAUAGAGAAUUUGAUGACAGGUUAGAUACAGGAGCAAUCUCAAGAUACCUACAAACACGUGGUCAUUCCAAACGCCACACUUUGGCUAUGGCUUCACCAGAAGAAGUUCAAGAAGUCCAUAGGAAAAUGCAUUCUUCAUUCAGACAACGAAGAACUGGUGUAUUGGCAGUUACAGAAAAGCUUUCAGGUAUUGGUCGGAGAGCAAGUGAUGGUAGCACAUUAAUGAAUCCCUACCAUUCUCAACUAGAAAGACUUUAUAACCAAACAGUAGGCUUGGGCCCUGUACCUGUCAAUAAUUUCUCGAAUGUGAAAGCUUUACAACAAGAAUAUCAGCAGUUACAGAAACAUGCAGGUAUUGUGGAUCCUCAGGUUCAACUAGAAUUGCAACGACGUCACUCGCUUCAUGUUCAGCAGAAGUUUUUGUUGAGGACUUCACCCAUUCAAAUGUCCACUUCUUCACCUCCUUCUAUAUCUGGAUCCCCUAUUCAUAAGUCAUCUUCUAGUGAUUCCACCUACACUCUGUGUCCUGUGCAGCUUCAGUGUCAAGGAAGCCCUGUUGGAUUUGGUUCAACUGACAGUACUUACUCAUCAUUCCAAGUUAUUGACACCCCUACAUGCAGCAAAGUAACAGGAAUGGCAUCACCUCAUAAAAGAGUGUCCCCUCCAAUAUCUUUUCCUGAAUCUCUUAUGAACUUGCCUUCUCUUGCUCCUCAUUUACAAGAGUUAGUUGGCCAGCCUCAUCAUAACAUUUCUCCAACAACCUUUCAAAAUCUGUGCAUGAUUCAGGAAGAUAUAACUGAACAGUGUCAGCUCCAAUCUUCAACCUGUAAACAUGCUGAAAAAUUAGAACUAACUAAAAAUGAACACAUGAGUGAAAACAUUUCAUUUUCUUCGUUCAUCUAUCCUCAGAUAAGUGUCACUGAUGAAACAGGAGUAGUGCAGUUGUCAUCAGAUGUGAUGAAACAUCCUGACCACAGAAUAAUGGACUUGUCCUUUGGGCUUAAUUCUCAUACACAAGAAAUUGAUCACUGUGAGACUUUUCCAGGAAAUGAAGAAGAUACAUAUUCUAGCCAGGAUCUCCAAUCUGAAAAAUCUAAUAGUAUCCUGAAAAGAUGUUAAAACCAUUGAAAAAAACUUUCUGAAGCAAAUAUCUGCCCACAGUUCAGGAGAAUUUUACAAAUAAUCAGAAGACUCAAAACAUAUUUUUCCUUUGAUAGGAUACAAAAAAUAUAAUGAAGACUUUGGAUUUAUAUUUAAUAUGUAACUGAGAUUUAGUACACUGAAAAUCUGUCCAUUGCCCUUAGCGCCAGUAGUGUCAAAAUUUGUUUCUUCUCAGACCUCUUGAAAGAUAUUCAGAAUGAGGGUUAGUGGUUUAGCACCCAGUGAGAUUACAGUAUUUGAUGGACUAUGGUCCUCAGAACAGGGCUUGAUAAUGUUAAGAAUAUCUGGAGAUACAUUACAAUAUAGUCAAAUAUCAAGGAAUUGUAGUUUAUAUGAACAUGUGACAAUUUUAUUUUUAGUAUAAGAUUUACAAAGUGCAAAAAAACUGCUUGAUCUUUGGGUCUGUAAAGAAAUUUAUGUGCCUCCAAAGAAAAAUAAGCAGUAGCCUUGAAUGAUUACAGAAGGUUGUCUUAUUUAGUGAUUGGACAUCAGAGCAGACUUUAAUUAUGUGUCUAUUAAACAUAUUCACAACAAAGCAGUUCUUUUUGUUCAUAUGGUUUCCGACGGAUGGUGAGUGCUUGACAAUACAAAGAAACUGAUGCCUUAUGCUAGUGCAGAGUGAUCAUGAUUUAACACCUCACUUGUGAAGAUACAUGCUUUGUAUAUUAAGUUUCUCAUUAAAAUUAGACUAUUUUCAGUGUUCAGUGAUCUGUUUGUAAAAUUAGCACUGAAAACAAAUGUAACAGUAAUGUUCACAUGGCAUGUAAAAUUGGUUAAAUAUAAUUCAAACUGUAAUUAAGGUGUAAUAUUAUAUACUGUGCUUGGUUGUAAUGUGUGUGUGUUAGUUUUUUGCCAUUUAUCGUGUUAAAUAUUAUGGCCAAAGUAUGAUUUGUUAUUUAUAUGUAGUUCUUGGAAGUUAGUUUUUAUCAAACAAAAAACAAAAAGGUACAAUGAUUUUAAAUACCAUUUUAGAUUUGCUCAAGAAAAUUUACCAGUUCUAACUCUAGUGAUAAGUUUUGUUUCAGCAAUUUAAUUGUGGUAUCAAAGUAUAGUUUUGUGCAACCACUCUAGUCCAAUUUGAUAUAUUUUUGUAAUCAAUCAUAAAUUAUUUUACAUGUAUUCAUGAAGUAAAUGUUAACUAUGUCCAGUAUUAUUUUUAAAAUUAUAUAUAUAUUUUUGUCUUAUUUCUGCUGAUGAGAAAUAUUUAAAGACACACGUUGAAUCAUAUACUAUUUGUAGUUGGUACCAUUUCUUCAUAAAAAGUGAUAUUACCUACAGAUUUAGAAUUAAUGUUAGUUUCCAGUAUGAUAUGUAACUUCCGAUUGCAUCUAGUUUCCCCAAUUAAAUGCAGCUCUUUAUAUGCAAGCUUUUUUUGCUCACCAUUAGUCUUGAUGCUUCCAUCUAAUAUCACGUUUCCAUGUGGUAUUGCUGCACUGUUUCAUGCAAAUGAGCAUGCUACAAUUCUCCACUGCCUCCUAAUGUAGCUGGCUCCCUUUGUACUGAUUGUUCAAUUAUCACUUUUCUAUUUGAGUCUCGUGUGUUCAGAUGUGUUUUUUCACUCGCAAGAGAUUUCUCAACAUACAUAUUUUGUUGUGGAAGUAUCUUAGAGAACCCCACUGUUAUGGAAAUAUUACUACAAUGGCAUCGAGUGCUUCUUUGUUGAGGAUGUGACAGAUAUUGUAUGACAGGAAGUGGAGUCUUACAUGAGGUCUGGGCCUGUUUCUGAACUUGACAUAAACAUCCCUCCCCUUAUGCAUCCCAUACGUGACAUAAGGAUUUUGAGUCUUUUUCCCACCACCUAUCUUUGCUAACACUUCUUCUAGUGCUUUUGUGGAUCUACCUCGACCUUAUAUGUCUUUUCUUGACAUGGUUUCUCAGAUAUGUUACCUUCUUGCUCUCUCUCUCGUUUCUUAUUGUUCUUUAUUUUUUCUUCCUCAUUCAGCCCCUUCUUCAGAGUAUUAUUUUCUUCCUUUUCCUGUUAUCCAAGUCUAUGCUGAACAUUUUUGUUCCAACUUCACUCUGGUUCCACCACGCCUUGUCCUCCUUGCCAGAUUGACUUAUUCUUUGACUUAUAAUCGGGAUACAGUUUUUUUUUGCCUCCUAGACAGUUUUGAGUUUUUUCUUCAGACUUAGGGUUUGGUUUGGGUCCUUCAUCUUCUGUACCUCUUUCUGAAGCCCAAUUUUCAUGCCUUAACCUUACCCUCACUAACCUUUUGUAUUAUCUUUUCUCCAUUCUUCUUCUUUCAGAGGCAGAGCUUGGCUUGGCCUGGUGGUGAGGGUAAUUUACUUGCAGUUUUAGGGAUGCAAGUUUGAAUCAUAUUGCUGAACAUGCUCGUCCGUUAAGGGUGCCAUCUGGGCCAGACACCCAGCUGUAUAAAUUCAUGGCUUACAAAAAUACCAACGAAAUUCAAAAUAGUUUAGAUUAAGGUCAUUACACAGAAGAAAAAUAUUUUACAUAGGCACUCUACCUAACUUUCCCUUAAUUUUUGGCAGACAUUUGUUUCCUUAUUUUUUUACAUUGGCAUGUUCUUAUUCCUUGGCUUUGUCCCUUCUCACUCAGUUACUCUGUUGCUGGGUUGUAUGAGACAACGAUCCACCAAUAAGAAUGCAACACCUCCUUCUUUGUUGUAGAACUAAAUUUUCACUUCUUGGUCAUAUUGCUCGCCACUCUGAGUCUCUUUUUUGCAGAUUUUUUGUACUUAGUUUGAACUUUAUAUUUCCUACAAUUAUUUGGAAAUUAGAUUUCUUUUGUGA
Limulus polyphemus (Atlantic horseshoe crab) is the source of this 5678-nucleotide messenger RNA. Its product is annotated as serine/threonine-protein kinase SIK3-like. Bases 6 to 2882 code for a protein of 958 amino acids. The transcript has 15 exons. Gene Ontology annotation, cellular component: cytoplasm. Gene Ontology annotation, molecular function: protein serine/threonine kinase activity; tau-protein kinase activity; ATP binding. Lineage: Eukaryota; Metazoa; Arthropoda; Merostomata; Xiphosura; Limulidae. Gene Ontology annotation, biological process: intracellular signal transduction; protein phosphorylation; microtubule cytoskeleton organization. The record is from RefSeq and is a predicted model, not a curated record.